Molecule: messenger RNA, 1389 nt
Organism: Phyllostomus hastatus (greater spear-nosed bat)
Lineage: Eukaryota; Metazoa; Chordata; Mammalia; Chiroptera; Phyllostomidae
Gene: KIN
Product: Kin17 DNA and RNA binding protein
Exons: 14
Coding region: 93-1349 (418 amino acids)
Biological process (GO): DNA damage response; DNA replication
Cellular component (GO): nucleus
Molecular function (GO): double-stranded DNA binding
Source: RefSeq, a predicted model, not a curated record
AGCUGGUAUUUGUUCCGCCCACCGGUCAGUCCGGUUCCGUUUCCGGCUGACAGUACGGUGGGCUCCGAGGUCUUAGCUCUCCGGUGGUCGCAAUGGGGAAGUCGGAUUUCCUUACUCCUAAGGCUAUCGCCAACAGGAUCAAAUCCAAGGGGCUUCAGAAGCUGCGCUGGUAUUGCCAGAUGUGCCAGAAGCAGUGCCGGGACGAGAAUGGCUUUAAGUGUCAUUGUAUGUCCGAAUCUCAUCAGAGGCAACUAUUGCUGGCUUCAGAAAAUCCUCAGCAGUUUAUGGAUUAUUUUUCAGAGGAAUUCAGAAAUGACUUUCUAGAACUUCUCAGGAGACGCUUUGGCACUAAGAGAGUUCACAACAACAUUGUUUAUAAUGAAUAUAUCAGCCACCGAGAGCACAUCCAUAUGAAUGCCACUCAGUGGGAGACUCUGACUGAUUUUACCAAGUGGCUGGGCAGAGAAGGCUUGUGUAAAGUGGAUGAGACACCGAAAGGCUGGUACAUUCAGUAUAUAGACAGGGACCCAGAAACUAUCCGCCGGCAACUGGAACUAGAGAAAAAGAAGAAGCAGGACCUUGAUGAUGAAGAAAAAACUGCCAAAUUUAUUGAAGAGCAAGUGAGAAGAGGGCUGGAAGGAAAAGAGCAGGAAGCUCCUGUUUUUACAGAAUUAAGCAGAGAAAAUGAUGAAGAAAAAGUGACAUUUAAUUUGAAUAAAGGAGCAUGUAGUUCAACAGCAACAUCUUCCAAGUCAAGUUCUUUGGGACCAAGUGCACUAAAGGUGAUAGAGACUGCAGCAUCAGUGAAACGGAAAGAAUCUUCCCGGAGCUCAGCUCAACCAAAAGAAAAGAAAAAGAAAUCUGCACUUGAUGAAAUCAUGGAGAUUGAAGAGGAGAAGAAAAGAACUGCCCGGACAGACUACUGGCUGCAGCCGGAAAUUAUCGUGAAAAUUAUAACCAAAAAACUUGGAGAGAAAUAUCAUAAGAAAAAGGGCAUUGUUAAGGAAGUAAUUGACAAAUACACAGCUGUUGUAAAGAUGAUUGAUUCUGGAGACAAGCUGAAACUUGACCAGACUCAUUUAGAAACAGUAAUUCCAGCACCAGGAAAGAGAAUUCUCGUUUUAAAUGGAGGCUACAGAGGAAAUGAAGGUACCUUAGAAUCCAUCAAUGAGAAGACCUUUUCAGCUACUAUAGUCAUUGAAACUUUCAGCAAGUGUGAAUAUUUGGGGGGAAUAAUAGACGCCUUGGAGAGUCUGAUGGAAGUUUUGAACUCUCUCCAAAAAAUUGGUCCUUUAAAAGGACGCAGAGUUGAAGGAAUUCAAUAUGAAGACAUUUCCAAACUUGCUUGAGUUUGAAAAUUUAUUAACAUUAAAAUCCUAAAGCAUCAAA